AUGUACGCCAAACUCAGCGUCGCCAUCACCGCCCUCGCCGCCGGCGUCUCCGCCGCGCCCUCCACCCUCGUCGCCCGCUACGGCGACUCCUAUACCUUCUACACCGGCGACGGCUCCACCUCCCGCGGCUGGCCCGCCCAGUCCGCCUGGGGCUCCUUCGACCAGCUCUGGGCCUCCAACCUGCCGCUCAUGCAGAAGUCGUGCGGCUGGAACGGCUGGGGCGCCGACAACUCCGGCGCCGAGAUCGCCGCCCUCAAAAACGCCAUCAACCAGGUCGCCGGCGAGACCGGCGUGGACAGGCGCUUCGUGCUCUCGGUGGUCAUGCAGGAGAGCAAAGGGUGCGUGCGCGCGCCGGUCACGGACAACGGCGUGCGCAACCCGGGGCUGAUGCAGUCGCACAACGGCGCGGGGUCGUGCGCGGGCAGGGACCCGUGCCCGGCGAGCGAGAUCACGCUGAUGAUCCGCGACGGCACGGCGGGGACGGCGUCGGGGGAUGGGCUGAAGCAGACGCUGGCGAAGGCGCAGAGCGCGACGGGGGAUAGUGGAGGUCGCAAGUUCUACGCGGCGGCGAGGCUGUACAACAGCGGCUCGGCGGACUACGGAAACUUGAAUGACGGCAAGGGCAGCACGCCGUGCUAUGCCACGGAUGUCGCCAAUCGCCUGACCGGCUGGACUCUGGCUCCUUCCAAGUGCCGCGCCUAA
This is a messenger RNA of Cordyceps fumosorosea ARSEF 2679, 702 nucleotides long. RefSeq lists its product as hypothetical. NCBI's taxonomy places the organism in Eukaryota, Fungi, Ascomycota, Sordariomycetes, Hypocreales, Cordycipitaceae. The transcript has a single exon. The record is from RefSeq and is a predicted model, not a curated record. The coding region runs from base 1 to 702 and encodes 233 amino acids.